CAUGAAUAAUUGAAUCUCCUUAACUAAGUUUAGACAUUCUUUCAAAAAAAAGUUUAGACAUAUAUAUUUAUAAAUUAUUUUGUAUAUUUAUAAGUUAUUUUGUACUGCCUAAUAGAAUUUUGCGAUGGUAUUUCUUUUGCAGAUCUCAAUAGAUAUUUCACCGGAAAAGUUAAUCGAGAUCAUUCGGUUAAGAAUCACAAAGAUGGAUGAGAGGAUGGAUGUUGUUUUGGAUAAAGCAGACCUCUUGUCAAAUAAUGAACAAGAAGUUCUAGAAAUUUCCGACGACCUUUGCCUUUCUCCCAACAUGAGAAAGAGAAAAUCGGUGAAUAAGUUGAUUACUAAUCUUGAUAAGGGAGAAUCAUCAACUAGAAAAAGGAGGGCUAUAACACGAACUCCACAAACGGAUGUAGCUGGAAAAAAAGAGGUUGUGACAUCAUUUUACAUACAAAUAGUUUUAUAUGUAUUGGCAUCAGAGGCGUAUCUAUGGUGUAAAUAGGGUAGACAACUGUCUACCCUCUUCAAAAAUAAUUUGAUGCAUAUAAUAACAAUGUUAAAAUCCUACCUUAGUUGGCAAUCUCCUUCAAGCAUUGUAUAUAAGCAACCCGAGUUCAAGACCCAUCGAGCAAUUUGAGUUUUUUUUUUCUUUUUAAUUUCUUUUCCGUUAAUGGGUUAUAACAUAUAAUCCUCUAGUUUGUCAAUGUAUUUACUUAUUCUGCAUUUUAUUUAUUUAACUUUUAGAAAUGAAAUUGUAAAAAAAAAAAUUACGUAGUACAAAAGAUGUAUGUUUCUAUAUUUAUAUAUUUUUAAAAGAAUAUAAUAUAAAGAUAUUUAUAACA
Spinacia oleracea (spinach) is the source of this 836-nucleotide messenger RNA. RefSeq lists its product as uncharacterized. NCBI's taxonomy places the organism in Eukaryota, Viridiplantae, Streptophyta, Magnoliopsida, Caryophyllales, Amaranthaceae. The record is from RefSeq and is a predicted model, not a curated record. The coding region runs from base 125 to 496 and encodes 123 amino acids. The transcript is spliced from 3 exons.